AACACGGAAUUAAAGUUGCACGGUGACAUAAGCAGCGACACGUGGAAGCGGUUCAUCGUGCUUCGCCUUGGUUUACCUGUCCAUCAGGACGAUCUCUAAAAUGGCAGCCAAUAUCCCUGCCGACAACUCCGAUCUAUCGGGGAUCCCAAGUCCGUUCUAUACCACAGAUGGUCAGGAAAAGCAGUACUUUGACGACUACGGUUCAGGGGAUCCGCCCAAGACCCUUCUCGAGCUGUCACUCAUAUCACUGUCCAACGCGCUUCGGAAUAAGCCCAACUGGACCUCCAAAAUUCACAACGAGGAAAUUGUGUCAAAAUGGCGGAAAGAAUUGGAUGCGCAAGGGGGUAUCGCAGAGGGCGCUUUUGAGUAUGUGCUCGAAGAGUUGAAGCAUGACGCUGUUCACGCACCCACGCGGUUUGGAGUUUAUGGUAUCCAUCUUGCCGAUAAACUCAUCUCCCCAGAGCUUGAGGCCAAGUUGGUAGAGCAGGUCAAAGCUCUGGAGAAUGUGCCUGAGCAUCGAAAAGAUUGGCAUCCAGGAUCAAACAAUCAGGUGCUGGAUCUUGUCCAUCCCUCUUUGUUCCCUCUAGUUAGCGACGUCACUCGAGGAUACACCGAAGAGGAAGCGGGGAAACUGACAUGGCAGCAGUUUAUGGGUGGGGGGACAACAGAAGCAGUCGCGAUUCAACCACUGCAAAAGGAUAGCUAUGGAGAAAAGUACUGGUAUUCUGAAAAGUUUCAAUGGCUUCCUAGCGAGUUUGUUGUCCGGGACGAUGGUACAACUGGUAUUACUUCCUACAUCAACAACCUUCAUCCCCGACUGCACAAACCGUUGUAUCAGACUAUAGCGGAGAUUUUUUCACGGUUUGUGCCCCUUUUCAACAACGUCUUGACGGACCUUCGCAAUCCCCGCGACAAUGUCAUCAAAGUAGACCCAUUUAAUUGGUACACUGGUGAACCCGAUCCUGACGAAUUAGACGAUGAAGCGUACGACGAAGCCCACGAAGAAUGGUGGAUGACUCGAACACCAAUAAGUCCCACUGUUCCGACCUAUCAGCCUCCUUCGCCUGCCGAGCGCGUUGUCACACUCAACAACCGCCGCCUUCAAGUUAUAGUCAAGCUUGCUUCUAUAUAUCUCACUCCCGAAAAUCCUACGUAUCCCGGUGGGGUGUGGCACGUGGAAGGUAUGAUGAAUGAGAAAAUCAUUGCAUCGGGUAUAUACUAUUACUCUGUUGAAAAUACGACACUAUCAUCACUCGGCUUCCGAGUGGCAGUCUGCGAACCCGACUAUGAGCAGAAUGACAACCGAGGUGUUGAAAUGAUAUACGGGUUGGCUGACGAAGAGGCUCUCAACCAAGACCUCGGCAGCAUUGAAACGCCUCAGUCCCGUUGCAUCGCCUUUCCAAACAUUUACCAGCAUAAACUCGACUCCUUUUCUCUUAUCGACCCAACAAAGCCAGGUCAUCGUAAAAUCCUCGUGUUCUUCCUCGUCGAUCCGUCCAAGCGAAUCGUCUCCACGAAGCGCGUUCCACCGCAACAGGAUGAAUGGUUCCGUCAUGAGGUGGCCGAUACUGUUGGCGCACCUUUCAGGAAUCUGCCCGAUUUCGUGACGGAAACUAUUGUGGAGAACGUCCCGGGGCGCAUGACAUUGAAGGAGGCCAAGGUAUUUCGGGAGGAGCUGAUGAAGGAGCGAAAGUAUUUUGUCGGCAAAAAUAACGACGAGAUGUUUGAGAGGCAGUUUUCACUUUGUGAGCAUUGAUGAUAAAAAUUUGGACUUUAGAUUGUAAGGAAAUGUGGAACUUGUUUGUGAGCAUCAGUAUUACAGGCGCAACAGAGAAAUCUGGUUACGCGGACUCAUAUGAAGGAGGUCAUUAAAAGCCUGACAGGUGGGCAGCUUAGAAAUUAUCACUAUAUAGCGGUGGGAAAAUACAUAGCUAUUGCAGCCAAAUUGAAAUAAACGCAUUUGAUAUAACAUGAUUAUGAAGAUAAACAAGAAAGAUGGGUC
This is a messenger RNA of Spizellomyces punctatus DAOM BR117, 2002 nucleotides long. RefSeq lists its product as uncharacterized. Lineage: Eukaryota; Fungi; Chytridiomycota; Chytridiomycetes; Spizellomycetales; Spizellomycetaceae. The record is from RefSeq and is a predicted model, not a curated record. Bases 101 to 1756 code for a protein of 551 amino acids. The transcript has a single exon.